Aspergillus pseudotamarii is the source of this 5034-nucleotide messenger RNA. RefSeq names its product Oxysterol-binding protein-domain-containing protein. The coding region runs from base 1 to 5034 and encodes 1677 amino acids. Gene Ontology annotation, molecular function: sterol binding; protein binding. The record is from RefSeq and is a predicted model, not a curated record. The transcript has 7 exons. Gene Ontology annotation, cellular component: cytosol; membrane; intracellular membrane-bounded organelle. Lineage: Eukaryota; Fungi; Ascomycota; Eurotiomycetes; Eurotiales; Aspergillaceae. Gene Ontology annotation, biological process: piecemeal microautophagy of the nucleus; exocytosis; maintenance of cell polarity.
AUGUCGGACGAGAACUCCCUGGAGCAGGUACGCUCCAAUCAAAGCGGCGAUCCUAUCGAGAAGCUGCCUGCAUUGACAACUGCAGACAGCGUUAGCAUGUCGUUAGACCAGUCUGUAAGGACUUUCAGACUUUUUGAGAUCCUGCGGAGUGGGGAUACAACCGCGAUAUCAAAAGCUAUUAAAGAGACUAAAGAUCCCCAGGGAGCAAACAGUCUCUCCGGAACGACUAUGCUCCAUUUAGCGAUCCAAUGCGCCGAACCACAAGUUGUCGAAUACAUUCUUUCCAGCGGCUAUGAACUUGAUAUCAACGCGCGCGAUAGGGAUGGCAAUACGCCACUCCACCUCGCCGCCCAGCUCGGAAGAGGAUCACUAGUUCGUGAGCUACUAAGUCGUCCUUCUCUCAAUGACUCAGUUGUCAACUACCGUGGCCAAACAGCUUUAGAUGUUGCCCGCACCCCGGAGAUCUUUCAACAGCUUCAGCUUGCACGAUCCCUUUUCAUUGACAGCAAGUCACAAGAAAUCCAGUCACUCAUCUCCCAGGGUGACUAUGAGCAGCUAGAGAAGGUACUCGAAGAGCCACGGGUUGAAGGAAUCAUGGAUAUUAAUAGUUUGGACCUGGUCACUGAUACUGCUACUGUUCAGUCUGGAGGCACUCUGCUGCAUGAGGGCGCCAGGAGGAAAGAUACGAAACUCAUUCAGUUAUUACUGAUGCAUGGGGCAGAUCCAUUUCGCCGCGACAAAAAGGGUAAAUUGCCACAGGAUGUCACAAAGGACGACAGGACACGUGCAAUAGUCAAAAAGUCUCCUGCUGCUGUCAUUGCUCAGCGCGGCAUACAAGAGAAGGCUAUUCUUGGGGCCAAUUCGGGCCAAGGCGUUUCGGGCCGAGCCAGCGUAGGGGAGGCACCUUUUGCGGGAAAGGAUUCUCGCGAAAUGAGAGGAUACUUGAAGAAAUGGACAAACUACACUAGUGGUUAUAAACUGCGGUGGUUUGUGCUUGAAGACGGCGUUCUUAGCUAUUAUAAGCAUCAAGAUGACGCCGGGUCUGCAUGUCGUGGUGCGAUUAAUAUGAAAAUCGCUAAACUCAACAUGGACUCGCAAGACAAGACGCGAUUUGAAAUUCAUGGCAAAUCAUCCGUCAAAUACCAUCUCAAAGCUAAUCAUGUUGUCGAGGCAAAGCGUUGGUUCUGGACUCUCAAUAAUGCUAUACAGUGGGCAAAAGAUGAGGCAAAAGAGGAAGAAAGACGCCAGUCUCGGCAUGCCGAGGUGUUCCGUCAAGCCAAGAUUGAACAAAUUGAGGGACGAACAGCUGAUAGCUCAUCCGACUCACCCUGCCUCGCUGCUACCAAGUCUAGCGGGAAGGGCCUUACUACCCCAUCUCUAGGUAUUCCAGGUAGUAGUGCGACAAGACUUAGCGCGCAUGCGUCUCGCACAACGCUGGAGAGCAUACCCGCAGAUGAGGAAGGCUCUUUCCAAGGAUCAUACGACCAGGGUGUUCUGCAAAAUGAGGUAAAUCGGGUGGCCAGCCAUGUAACCACUGCGCCUGAAGGCGAGGGUGAUGAUGAGGAUUAUGGUGACUAUGCAUCCAGCCGUGAGGUGCCAAUGGCUGAUAAAGACGCCCUGAACAUCACUGCACAGUCUGCAAAUCUUCAACUUGAUAUCCUCGCGAAUGUAGCGUCCUCACUACAAACUGAGAAGUCGAGGAACCCAGGCUUGUCGCUUGCGGACUCGGCGGUUGAUCAAGCACUCGCUGCUUAUGAAGCAGCUGUGAGUAGUCUCCAGGCGCUAGUACAAAAUCUCCUCAAGAUAUCCCGGGAUCGCGAUGCCUACUGGCAGUACCGAUUGAAUAGGGAAGCACAACUCCGUAAGAUGUGGGAAGAAAGUAUGGCACGAGUUGCACAGGAACAUGAAGAGUUACAAUCAAAGAUGGGAGAAUCUGAGGAGAAGCGCCGACGUACGAAGCGUGCCCUCAAGGAAGCCCUAGAGAUCUCGUCAGCAACCACUAGUUUUGCUGUCAGUAAAGCGCCAUCUCGUAUGGCAUCUACAGGUGAAGAAGGUGAUAGGGCUGAUGAGCGGAUGGAGGCACAUGCUCCAGGAGCCGACAAUCUAUCUCAGGCUGAUGAGCAAGAAGCCGGGCGACCCCUUCGGCGUAAGAAGUCGACUCUUUCUCAGAUCAGUGAUCUAUGUGAUUCGGCAUCUGAUAGCGAGGACGAAUUCUUCGAUGCGAUUGACUCCGGGGAGAUUGAAGUGGAGAACUUAGCACAUACAGAAGCAAGUACUGAAAAGGAUAAAUCGGUGGGAGAAAGGACCGAAUUGCGGGCCAUAAAACGGCUGGAAAUAGCACCAUCGUUCAAAGGAUAUGAGGAGCCCAUCAGAACGAAACUCAAGAUGGAUGAUGAUAAUCGACCAAAAAUCUCCUUGUGGGGUAUUCUGAAAUCGAUGAUUGGAAAAGACAUGACCAAGAUGACUUUGCCGGUUUCCUUCAACGAACCCACGUCAUUGCUACAACGUGUGGCUGAAGAUUUGGAGUAUGCGGAUCUUCUUGACGUGGCUGCUGAUCGAUCUGAUUCAAUGGAACGCAUGGUGUAUGUCGCUGCCUAUGCGGCGAGUGAGUACGCCUCGACAAUCGGCCGUGUUGCCAAACCGUUCAACCCUCUUCUGGGGGAGACGUUUGAGUAUGUCAGGCCCGAUAAAGGCUACCGGUUCUUUGUUGAGCAAGUCAGCCACCACCCACCGAUUGGUGCUGCAUGGGCGGAAUCGCCAAAGUGGGAUUAUUAUGGCGAAUCAGCCAUCAAGUCCAAGUUCUACGGGAAAUCCUUCGAUAUCAACCUUCUUGGAACCUGGUUCCUUAAGUUACGCCCUGCUUCGGGAGGCGAAGAACUCUACACAUGGAAAAAAGUCACCUCGUCUGUCAUUGGCAUUAUUACUGGUAACCCGACAGUUGACAACUAUGGGUUAAUGGAGAUCAAGAAUUGGACGACCGGCGAGGCCUGCUACCUUGAUUUCAAGCCAAGGGGCUGGAAAGCCUCGUCUGCCUAUCAGGUGGCUGGUAAGAUUGUAGACAAGGGCGGAUCUCCGAAAUGGAGCAUUGGGGGCCGUUGGAACGACAAGAUUUUUGCUCGCCAUACUCCUGGAUAUGAGGUGGACGUAUCCAGUCAGGAUCCGGACUCGUCUAAGACGUUUCUGGUAUGGCAAAGCCACUCCCGCCCAAGUGGUAUCCCGUUCAAUUUAACGCCUUUCGUCAUCACAUUGAAUGCCCUUCCGGAAGGUCUGAAACAGUAUCUCCCCCCAACCGAUACCCGACUUCGACCCGACCAACGUGCAAUGGAGGAGGGGGAAUAUGACAUUGCCGCUAACGAAAAGCAUCGAGUCGAAGAAAAGCAACGAGCCAAACGAAGAGAGAGGGAGACAAAAGGAGAAGAGUACCAGCCGAAGUUCUUCAUUCGGAAAAAGUGCCCGAUCACUACAACCAUCACAAUGACUGGCGAAUAUACCUGUGGACGUUGUCUACAGGUGCUCCGGCGAAGGGCUGCGGCUCAUGGUCCUGUGAUCCGAUUACAGACGGCAUAUAACUCAAGGCAGAUAUACAGGCCAUCGGCCUUCCUCGUGCGAAGCUUUGGUUCACGAAGCGGCAGUCGCUUCAUCUCCAAAAAUUUUCAAGGCCAUACCAAACGGGCUGCUACACCUUCGCCUUGUAAUUCCACUGCUGUACCACACAACGUUCCGCAAAGUGUACAGCGGGCCACGUCCGCAACGUCUACUUACUCGCCAGAAACGCGUGCUUUGCUGCAGCCAAACAACUUGUUCCAUCAUUUUUCUCAGUCACCUUCACCUUCGAUUCGGCAACGUGCUGCGUUUAUUAAACAAAACGCCUUUUGCCCUCACCCGAGUCACCAACAGACCCGUACGCCAGUCUCCCCACACGACCCCGAGUCGCGAAAGAACCAGCAAAGCACGAGUCCCCCAGCCCAUUCGCACUUCGAAUGCCCUGACUGCGGUGUCCCAAUCUACUGCUCAGAGGGACAUUGGAUGGAUGACUUUGAGGCACAUUUGGAGAUUUGUGAGACCAUUAGACAGAUAAAUGAGGAUGAUCACGACCUCCACUCUGGUCGAUUUUUCCCCGAAUUCUCUUAUCCGGGCCUUCAGGAUGAUAACUUCGUGAUCAACAUGACGAACUGGGACACAUUUUUGUAUACGCGAGAGUUUGAUGCGAUAAACCACGAUCGGAGUAUGCGACAAGUGACUAGGAUGCUCACCUACCCUCUUACCAUUGGGAGUGUCUUGCACGAGCUGAGCCCUUACAGCGUUCGGAAAGGUGGGAGACUUACAGUCGAGGGACUGAAGAGUGUGAGCGCGCUUCGAUACACUCUGCACCCUCCCAAGACUGGAGAAGGAGUUGAUAUUCAAGGACUGCGCUUGAAGGCCCCACCUGUUAGGGUAUUCAUUCUGGGGGCGCGCGCCGAAUCUUCUUUACCUCGUGAAGUCUGGCUUCAGCUCAGUUACAUCUUCCCACGAUCCCUCAUCCAUUUGAUUUUCAUUGGACCAGAGAGUAUGGCCAACCGAGACACUGAGUUCCCACUUCCCGAACGGACGCCCGAGAACCCUUUUGGAGGGAUUGUGGAAGAUAGACUUGGCGGGCAACUGAAGAUUACAACAUACGUCGACUACUUCCACACAAUGUACAAAGCGCAAUAUUUCCAGCCGUUCGACCCAUAUUUAGACUGUAUCAUGCUCUUCCACCCUGGUCUCGGGCAUCCUGCCAGCUCCCAUGAAUGGGAAGAAACACUACCACAACUACUAGAGACAAAAGUCCCCAUUAUCAGCACUGGCUAUACGCAGUGGGAUAUGGAGAGGGAUAUCAGUUGGGUCCAUGAGAAAUGUGCCGGUGAAUUUGAUAUCUUGUUGGAACCAGGCGAAAAUAUCUUUCGCAGUCUGAGGUGGGACCUUAAUGACUUGGAUCCUCAUGAUGUUUCCUGCGGAAACUGGGGGUUAUGGGCAUUUAGAGGGAAGAGAUACGAGGCGACGUUCAAGGGUUAA